UUUAAAUCAAUCAUUUGAUGAUUCAUUAAAAUUUUAUGGAAUGACAAAAGAUCCUGAAACUAAAGAAUUUAUGAUGAUUUUAGAAUUUGCAGAAAAAGGAAAUUUGAGAUGUUUUCUCUCAAGUAAUUUCAACAAUAUUUUAUGGAAAGAUAAAAUUUUCAAUUUACACGGGUUAGCAUAUGACCUCAAGAAUUUACAUAAAUUAGGAUAUUUUCAUAGAGAUUUUCAUAGUGGAAAUAUAUUACAAAAUAUUAGUGGAGGAGCUUUUGUUUCAGAUUUUGGAUUAUCUAGACCAUCCAAUGAACAAAUAUCAAAUAAAGUAUGCGGAGUAUUGCCAUAUAUUGCUCCAGAAGUUUUGAAUGGAGAACCAUACACACUAUCCUCUGAUAUCUAUAGUUUUGGUGUAAUUAUGGGUGAAUUAUCAUCUGGUAAACCACCAUUUUAUAAAAAAAAACAUGAUACUACCUUAGCAUUAGCAAUAUGUAAUGGACUCAGACCAGAAUUUGGAAAAGGAACUCCUGAAUUUUAUAAAAAACUAGCUCAUAAAUGUAUGAAUGCUAAUCCUCAUCAAAGACCAACGGCAAUUGAAUUAUAUGAAAUAAUUGAUUUUUGGGAUAAGUGUAUCAAAAGUAUAAAUUAUCAAGAAAAAGAAAAUUUUGGUUAUAAAGGAAAAGAGAUUAAAUUUAUGUUUAAAGAAGCUGAUAAAGAAAUACAAAAUAUUUCAACUUCAUAUGAGAUAAACCCUGAUGCUAUAUAUACUAGUAGAGUAUUUACAUUUAGAAACUUGUCAAACCCUAUUAAUUCACCUAUUAUUACUUCUUUAUACUUAAAUGAUGAAGAAAAUAACAAAGAUUGUAAAGAUUCUCAAUUAUUUAACUUGGAAGUUUCUAGCUCGCAUGAAAAUGAUACUGAUUGAUGAUUGAUUUUUAAGCUAUAGCAAAUUGCGAUUUAAGGACGAUGAGAAAUGUAGUAUUGUAGUAUCGUUUUUUAAAUAUCUCAUUGAUUAGAGAUUUUGUUUGUUCUUUUCAUCUACCUAUAACUUCCUUUUUAUUUGAGACAACAUGC
Messenger RNA from Rhizophagus irregularis DAOM 181602=DAOM 197198, 1065 nucleotides. RefSeq lists its product as uncharacterized. Lineage: Eukaryota; Fungi; Glomeromycota; Glomeromycetes; Glomerales; Glomeraceae. The record is from RefSeq and is a predicted model, not a curated record. Gene Ontology annotation, biological process: protein phosphorylation; signal transduction. Gene Ontology annotation, cellular component: cytoplasm. Gene Ontology annotation, molecular function: ATP binding; protein kinase activity.